AUGCCUGACGGGGGAUUGGGGAAUGGGCCCCAUGGCGAUGUCACGAUCGACAUCCCCCUCAAUGACAGCCCACGCCUGACACAGACAGGGUCACGCCUGACCCAGACAGGGUCCCGGAGUAAAGGCCAGUCCUCGCCCGAAUAUGGAUAUGAGAAAUCCGGUGCCGUAACGAAACAUCGUGGCCUGCCUGGACGUCGCCGCAAAACACAAGACGAUAUCAACGAGAGCACGGGCAAACCCUCCGAUUCUCCCGAAGAUGGAACCGUCAAUCGCAUGGGUCGCUUCUACCAGGCUAUUCUCAACUAUUCCAUCAUCACUCGCUAUCUACUCUAUAUCACCCCGAUCGGUCUCUUGAUCGCCAUCCCUAUCAUAGUCGGUGCCACUGCCGCCCAGGAUGCCAAGAUCGGUGGUGUGCACAUCUACUGGUUCUUUGCGUGGAUUGAAGUCGUUUGGGUGUCUCUGUGGACGUGCAAAGUCUUUGCUAGGUUCUUGCCAUAUAUCUUCCAGUUCUUGUGUGGUAUUGUUAGCUCGGGGACGAGGAAAUAUGCACUUAUUUUGCGUGCCCUGGAGAUGCCCAUCACGAUUGUAUUCUGGUGUAUAAUUUCAUUGGUGACUUUUCUUCCGAUCAUGACCCUUACCCCUGAGAAGCAAGACAGCGGCGACACGAACGUUGAAUCCUGGGAAAAGAGCGUGAAGAAUAUUCUCUUCGCACUACUUGUGUGCAGCUUGAUCUUUUUCGGAGAAAAGGCCAUCGUCCAGCUCAUUUCCAUCAGCUACCACCGCAAACAAUUCGACUCCAAGAUCAAAGAGUCCAAACACAACGUCUAUCUCGUCGGUCUGCUCUAUGAGGCAUCCCGGAAUAUGUUCCCCGUGUACUGCCCCGAAUUCGCCGAUGAGGACUCUUUGAUUUUUGAUUCUCUACUCGCUCUAAAUGGAACGCAGGGCCCCAAGACUGGAUCCGAUAUUAUGCCUCUCCGCAUGAUGCGCCAGGUCGGACAGAAUGUGGGACGCAAUGUUGGCCGUAUUGGUGACAAGGUCACUGCAGCUUUUGGGAAUGUCGCCUCCGAGCUUACGGGCAAGCAAGUCUUCAACCCGAAUUCCACGCACUCUGUUGUAAUUGAGGCGCUGGAGCGGAAACGCUGCGCUGAGGCUCUAGCGCGCCGUAUCUGGAUGUCUUUUGUGGUGGAGGGUCGCGAGGCCCUGUACCUGGAAGAUAUCGUUGAGGUCUUGGGUGCUGAGCACGAGGCUGAGGCUCAGGAGUGCUUUGCUGCUUUGGAUAAAGAUGGAAAUGGCGAUAUCAGCCUCGACGAGAUGAUUCUCACUAUCACAGAGUUUGGCCGCAUGAGGAAGUCCCUCAACCACAGCAUGCAUGACGUGGACCAGGCCAUUCAUGUUUUGGAUAACCUGCUGCUUGGUGUGGCCUUCAUUAUUGGCAUCUUGGUUUUUGUCUCCUUCGUCACCAGCGGCUUCGGCACAGUCAUCGCAGCCGGCGCCACUUCCCUGCUGUCCAUAAGUUUCAUCUUCUCCGUCACUGCACAAGAAGUUCUCGGAUCGUGCAUUUUCCUUUUCGUCAAACACCCCUUCGACAUUGGUGACCGGGUAGACAUCACGGACAAGUCCUACGUCGUCGAGCGCAUCUCGCUCCUAUACACUGUUUUGCGUAGCAUAACCGACCACCGCACCACCCAAGUGCCCAACAACAUUCUCAACAGUCUGUGGAUCGACAACUUCACCCGCGCCAACGCCAUGUACGAACAGCUCACCGUGCCUGUCAGCUUCGAUACGACCUUCGCCGACAUCCAGUUCCUGCGCGAGGAGAUGGAACGUUUCGUUCGUGACAAGGAUAACUGCCGUGACUUCCAGCAGGACCUUAAUGUCGAAGUCGUUGGUGUUGGUGACAUGGACAAGUUGGAGCUGCGCGUCGAUAUUCGUCACAAGUCUAAUUGGUCAAAUGAGACUGUUCGCGCUGCGCGCAGGUCCAAGUUCAUGUGUGCUUUGGUGCUCGCUAUUCGCAAGAUCCCCAUCCGCGCGCCCGGUGCCGCUGCACCUGAAGAGGAAAAGAAAGACGAUGACAAUUCCGAUGCGGGUUCUGGUUCCACUGUCGGCGACGAUCGCAAGUCCACUACUCAGAACGGUGGGGCUGAUGGUAAGAAUGGAUCCGGUGGGAUCGGUCUGACAGCUGCUGCUGCCGCUGCAGGUGGCAUGGCUAGCUAUGACACUGCCAUGUCCUCGGGCGUUGACAACGGCCAGUCUACCGGGACCGUCACCCAACGCGGAGCGGGCAACCAGUCGCAGAGUGAAGCAGCCAUCGUUGAACAGCUGAACUCUCGCUCUCCAGCUGCAGAUAUUGCCCGUGAUACCCGCGACAUCAACGAUGACGCAGGGCUAUACCGCACAACAACGGGCUCAUCCAGUCAAGGCCGGCAACAGCUUACUGUCCAGGGCCUCGGCGCCGGCGCUCCCUCGCGCGAGCCAUCUACCGGCCGCCGGAAAGAGGGCACUCGCGCCUCGGUCCCAGAGCAAGAUAAUAUCAAACCGCCAGUGCCCCUCUCCCCCGUGCACGCGGGCCUGACACCCUGCUCCUCAAGCGAAGUGCCCAUCCUGAGCGCACCCGCGCCCCCAGGAUCACGAGGCAAUGCACGCUACGAACCACAACCACAGGUUCCACCGCACACGAGUUUCCCCAAAGCACCGGCGUCGGAAGCGUUCACUUCCCCCAGCUCGGAGUACUCACGGGGCGCCUACUCGAACCCGGCGUACUAUAACCGCGAGAACGCCUACGAGUCCAUUCCGAUGAGCGGGAUCAGCACUCACUACAAUAAUCACGGUUACCCACCACAAUUAUCAGACCGCGACCGCCGCUCAGGCUCCGGCCCGCCUGUUUCCGCGCUCGAACCGAGCCAGUACGAGGUUCCUUCGCGAUACGACGCAGUCUCCCCGCCCUCGCUGCGCGAGUCUCCGUCUGCCCCCGCCAUCCCUGCUGCGGCUGCUGCGACCGGUAAUGGUGCGCCUUACCAGUACCAGUACCAGUACCAGACACAUGUCCAGGGCCAGUCCCUGGAUCAGGAGCAGGAGCAGAGGAGAUCGCCGUUCUUGGCUAAGGCGCUAAAGCGGAGUAACAAGUCUUCGCACGAGUAG
Penicillium lagena is the source of this 3138-nucleotide messenger RNA. Its product is annotated as serine/threonine protein kinase. Gene Ontology annotation, biological process: calcium ion transmembrane transport; intracellular calcium ion homeostasis. The record is from RefSeq and is a predicted model, not a curated record. Gene Ontology annotation, molecular function: calcium channel activity; calcium ion binding. The transcript has 3 exons. Gene Ontology annotation, cellular component: membrane. Lineage: Eukaryota; Fungi; Ascomycota; Eurotiomycetes; Eurotiales; Aspergillaceae. Bases 1 to 3138 code for a protein of 1045 amino acids.